This is a messenger RNA of Vitrella brassicaformis, 1787 nucleotides long. The record is from the annotation of a GenBank genome assembly. NCBI's taxonomy places the organism in Eukaryota, Vitrellaceae.
CUGGGAUGGAGCUCCCGGCAGCGCUUAUUGGCGUCUCCCUCUUGCAGCUCUUGCUGCCAUCUGACGCAUUUGUUAGUUACUCUCCGCAUUCACUCAGAAGGUCACCGUACACAGACACCAAGAUGCGUAGAUCUGCCACUCCCUAUGCGUGAUCCAUGCAUCAAUCAUUCAGGCGGAAUGCAGACACAAAGCGUCGGACUCCCCAUCGAAGCGCCCUUCACGCAUCUGCUGACACACACCCGGUGAUCAAUGGCUCUGAAAAAGGACACAUCAAAGCGAUGAAUGACGGACGGGUGGCCAUGUCUGCAGCCUCCACACGACCCCUAUUGCGAGAGCGGUCCCCUUCUGAGAAACAACAAGGGCGAGCCAUGGGUCGCUCAGCGCAACCGGCCUCGGCGCAACCGCAAGUCGGCUGUGAUCCGGCGGAUGGUGCAGGAGGCCAUCGUGCGACCAUCCAACUUCAUCUACCCCCUCUUCAUCCACGAAGGGGUAAGCACGACAACACAGACAGACAGACAGACAGACAGGCAGCCAAGACAGGCAGGCAGGCAGGAGGGAGGGAGCCAGGCACGUGUGUGUGUGUGGCUCGGUGGUGGUAGGAGUCUGAUGAGGCGAUAGCGUCGAUGCCUGGGUGCAGUCGGCUGAGUGCUGGGUCGGUGCUCAAGGAGGUGGAGGACGCCAUGCAGUAUGGCGUCAAGACAUUCAUCCUCUUCCCGAAGAUCCCCGACCAACUCAAGUCCAACUAUGGUGAGUUUAGCGAGCCCACACGCCCCACAGUGUCAUCCACAGACGCGGACAUCUGUGUUUCGUCCCGUCAGCUGAUGAGUGCUACAAUCCAGAGGGUCUGGUGCCACGCACCGUGCGCGCAAUCAAGGACAAGUUCCCCGAAGCCAUGGUGUGCACUGACAUCGCCCUGGACCCCUACUCGGACCAGGGGCACGACGGAGUGGUCGAGAACGGCCAAAUACUCAACGACCACACCAUUGCACAGCUCUGCAAACAGGUUGGCGAGGCGCACAUUUUGUCAAACAACAAGUUGCCCUCACUUCCCGUCGUCCUUCAGGCAGCGUGCCAGGCCCGCGCCGGCAGUGACGUGGUCGCGCCCAGCGACAUGAUGGACGGCCGUGUGGGCGCCAUCCGGGACGCACUCGACAGCGAGGGUCACAUCACCACCUCCAUCAUGGCCUACACGGCCAAGUACGCGUCGGCCUUCUACGGCCCCUUUCGCGACGCUCUCGACUCGCACCCCGGCUUCGGCGACAAGAAGACCUACCAGCAGGACCCAGCCAACGGGCGGGAGGCACUCAUCGAAACCGCGCUAGACGUGUCUGAGGGCGCGGACAUCCUGAUGGUCAAGCCAGGCAUGCCCUACCUGGAUGUGGUGCUGCGUCUGCGUGCGGCGACCGACCUGCCCGUGGCCGUGUACCACGUGUCUGGCGAGUACGCCAUGCUCAGGGCGGCGAGCGAGCGGGGAUGGCUGGACGAGAAGAAGAGCGUCAUGGAGGCCAUGACGUGCUUCAAGCGGGCGGGGGCCGACAUCAUCCUCACCUACUUUGCCAAGAAUUGCGCGAAGUGGAUUGCGCAGGAUGGGGAGCCAUGCUACUGACUGAUGAGGGAACGAUGAGGGGAGGCCGGCGACAUAGGCAAGACAAACAGACGCGAGUGAUUUUUCAAUGAGCGAGGGGAGGGAGAGAGGAGAAUGAAUGGCAUUCGCAAUGCCAACCGAUAGGUCGGUGUGAUGAGGCGUUUUUGGUGGUUGGUCGGUUGAUCUGUCGAUUUGUCUGUGA